CACGUGUGAGCGCAGUGAGGUGGAGAGAUGGCUGCUGAACGGCUACAGUUUCAUGAAAUGGGCUUAGACGACCGUCUUUUAAAGGCGGUUGCAGAUCUGGGUUGGUCCCAGCCCACUCUGAUCCAGGAGAAGGCCAUCCCUCUGGCUCUGGAGGGGAAAGACCUUCUGGCUCGAGCUCGGACUGGAUCUGGAAAGACCGCUGCUUAUGCAAUACCUGUCAUACAGCGCAUCCUGGCCUCCAAACAGAGUGUUCGUGAACAGGACGUGAGAGCUCUGAUCCUGGUCCCGACCAAAGAGCUGGGUCAGCAGGUCCAGACCAUGAUCAGACAGUUGACAGCGUACUGCUCGAGGGACGUCCGGGUGGCCGACAUCUCCAGAAAAGCCGACCUGUCAGCGCAGAGGCCGAUCUUAAUGGAGAAGCCUGACGUGGUCGUGGGGACGCCGUCCCGCGUACUCGCCCACCUCAACGCCCAGAACCUGGUCCUGCAUUCGUCCCUCGAGACGCUGGUGGUAGACGAGGCCGACCUGCUCUUCUCUUUCGGCUUCGAGGCCGACCUGAAGAACUUGUUGUGCCAUUUACCGAAGAUCUACCAGUCGUUCCUGAUGUCGGCUACUCUCACUGAGGACGUUCAGGCCUUAAAGGAGCUGCUGCUACACAACCCUGUGAUCCUGAAGCUUCAGGGCUCUCAGCUGCCGGACAGCAGCCAGCUGCAGCAGUACAGCAUCAAGUGUGAGGAGGAGGACAAGUUCCUGCUCAUCUACACGCUGCUGAGGCUGCAGCUGGUUCAGGGCAAGACGCUGCUGUUUGUGGGCGCGGUGGACAGAUGCUACAGACUCAAACUGUUUCUGGAGCAGUUUGGGAUUCCUGCCUGUGUGCUGAACUCUGAGCUGCCCGUCCAGUCCAGGUGUCACAUCAUCAGCCAGUUUAACCAGGGAUUUUACGACUACAUCAUCGCCACGGAUGAGCAGAGUUUGGCUGACCCCAGUGCAGCUGCACAGACGCCUGUAGGCAAAGGGAAGAAGAGCGCAGAGAAGCGAGGAAAGACUAAGGACAAAGAGUACGGCGUCUCCAGAGGUGUCGACUUCCAAAACGUUGCCAAUGUCAUCAACUUUGAUUUUCCCACAACCAUCGAAUCGUACAUUCAUCGAGUGGGAAGAACGGCGAGAGCAGACAACCCCGGCACCGCCCUGUCCUUCAUCUCCCACACUGAGCUCGGCUUGCUGUCAGAGGUGGAGGAAGCCCUCGCCGGAGAUCAUGGUGACUCUGUUCUGAAGCCUUACAAGUUUAAGAUGGAGGAGAUAGAAGGCUUCAGGUACAGGUGCAGGGACGCCAUGCGCUCAGUGACAAAGCAGGCAGUGAGGGAGGCCCGACUGAAGGAGAUCAAGCAGGAGCUGCUCAAUUCAGAAAAGCUGAAGACAUAUUUUGAGGAUAACCCCAGAGAUCUGCAGCUGCUCAGACAUGACAAAGACCUCCAUCCUGCUGUGGUCAAACCCCACCUGAAGAACGUCCCCGAGUACCUUGUUCCAGAGACACUGAGGAGUGCAGUGAACCUGUCAGGGAGGAGGAGGAGAAGGAAGAGGAUGAAGGAACAAUCAAAUCCAGGAGGAGUCGUCAAGACCAGUUUCAAGAAGAACAUCCAGGGGAAGAACCCACUCAAGAGUUUCCGGUACACCGGAGGGAAGAGCAGAAAAGGCAAAGCAGGUCAGUCGUAGCUGCAGUGCACAUGUCAGUGCUGGAGGUUUUAACUGCAGACGGACGGUUUGGUCUCCGGUGUCGGCCCAGGAGAGACAAAUAUUAACUGUAUGGACUCUGGAUUAAAUGGGCUCUUGAAGCUAUACAGACCAAGGACACGAUGGACCGUGACAGCUGACUUAUGACAACUUGGAAACAAGAAGAAAAUAUGAACAACAUUAGUUUGGAUUUGGUCAAAUCCAAAUGUAAACUGAGAUGAGCACAGUAUCCAUAUUAUCUCAUUUCUAAUGUGUCUGUUCUGGAAACAAUGAAAAUCUUUCUUAAAAUAAAAUAAU
Messenger RNA from Chelmon rostratus (copperband butterflyfish), 2028 nucleotides. RefSeq names its product DEAD (Asp-Glu-Ala-Asp) box helicase 56 (gene ddx56). The coding region runs from base 28 to 1713 and encodes 561 amino acids. The transcript is spliced from 14 exons. NCBI's taxonomy places the organism in Eukaryota, Metazoa, Chordata, Actinopteri, Chaetodontiformes, Chaetodontidae. Gene Ontology annotation, molecular function: ATP binding; nucleic acid binding; RNA helicase activity. Gene Ontology annotation, cellular component: nucleolus. The record is from RefSeq and is a predicted model, not a curated record.